UGCAGAUUAGGGACUCAUUUCGGUGUUAGAAUUUUGUGUCGAAGAAAUUGUCUGAAGUCCGAGUGAAGAUGCCCCACACAAGCAGAACAGAUUUUGUAAUGCGCCAGAACUUGAAAGCAAAGAUGGGCAAAAACGACUUUUCCUGUCCCGUUGAAGCCUUGCGCAUGAAAAUAUUGUCCAGAGGUUGUCAAGCGUUUUUAAGCUUCGGCAGAGUUUUUCGAAUUAUGGACGACGAUGGAAACAGAAGACUCGACUUAAAUGAAUUCAAAAAGGGGCUCCGAGAAUACGGUUUGAUCUUAGAACCAAAGGAAGUAAAAGAAAUGUUUGAUGCAUUUGAUAAAGACCAUAGUGGAGCUCUGGAUUUUGAUGAGUUUCUCAUUUCACUAAGGCCACCAAUGAGCAAAGGAAGGAAGAACAUAAUUCAAUUAGCAUUCAACAAACUUGAUAAAACAGGGGAUGGAUUAAUAACAAUAGAUGACUUGCGAGGGGUUUAUAAUGUUAAACAACAUCCAAAAUAUAAAAACGGGGAAUGGACAGAGGAUCAGUGUUUCAGAAAAUUUUUGGAUUCCUUUGACACACCAGAUGAUAAGGAUGGCACAAUAACACUUGAUGAAUUCAUAAAUUAUUAUUCUGGUGUGAGUGCCUCCAUAGACAAUGAUAUGUACUUUGACCUAAUGAUGAGAAAUGCUUACAAGCUGAACUAAUACACCACUGACACAGAAGAAGAUCUUAAUUCUUCACAAACAACCUAUGAUUAAAAUCACCUUGCUGAACAAACUGCCAUCCUUAUUGGAAAAAAGGUUUAGAAAAUGGUGUUUCAUUUCUUCAAGUUUACUCAGAAGAAAGUUUUUCGGGAUCGUAGUAGUGCAGUUUAUUAUAUUUCAUGACAAUAUUUAGCCAGUAAAUGUAAUAUUCCAGUGCGUUAUUACUGUUAAAUAUGCCAAGAAGAUUAGUUUCAUUUAAAACAAAUAAAGCCAGGGUAUUGGCUGUAUGCUGAAGCUUUUAUGCUUUUAUUUUGAAAACUUUUCCAGAACACUUGUGGAUUAAGAGAGAAACAUUGCAUUCCUAUUCCUAAAUUUUAUGAAAUAUUCUAUUCUGAAUGGUAUUUUUUGUUUUUCGUAUAUCAAUUGUAGACAUGUAAAAUUUUUCCUUCUGUUAAAUUUUGGUUUUAUUUUUAGAAAUACUUUGUAACUUUUAUGUUAAUAUGCACAAUGACUCAACUGGAUUUAUGCAGAA
This is a messenger RNA of Rhopilema esculentum, 1236 nucleotides long. RefSeq names its product calcyphosin-like protein. Lineage: Eukaryota; Metazoa; Cnidaria; Scyphozoa; Rhizostomeae; Rhizostomatidae. Gene Ontology annotation, molecular function: calcium ion binding. The record is from RefSeq and is a predicted model, not a curated record.